Molecule: messenger RNA, 1470 nt
Organism: Esox lucius (northern pike)
Lineage: Eukaryota; Metazoa; Chordata; Actinopteri; Esociformes; Esocidae
Product: CMRF35-like molecule 3
Exons: 6
Coding region: 67-1110 (347 amino acids)
Source: RefSeq, a predicted model, not a curated record
GGCUCAAUUGGAAACAAUAAAAAAAUUAUAAAAGUCGGAGUGUGAAAGAAUAAUAACUGGUGUAGAAUGAAGACGCUCCUUAUCUACUGCUGUCUGCUCUCAAGUGAGAUCUGUCUAUUGUCUUCAGAUAUUAUUUUGUCUGUAUGUUUUGUUUUUCUGUUUGCUGUGGCUUCACCUUCCACUAAUAAGGUUGUUGGAGGUCACGUCACUUUCCCCUGUUCAUUCUCAUGGGCUUCAACCAACAACAAGUACUUCUGCAAGGAGCCGUGUUCUGUUGAAGAUAUUCUGGUUGAAACUAAAGGGAGCAGGAAUGUAACUCAAGGUAGAUACAGUAUAGAAGACGAUGGAAAUGGAGUCGUCACUGUGACCAUCAAGGACCUGAAGAAGUCAGACUCUGGGACAUACUGGUGUGGAGUGGAGAGAUCUAUAAAGGACUCAUACCAAGAGGUGCAUCUGACAGUUACAGAUGUUAUAAACCCAACUGUCAACCCUAGACCUCAUGUCUCCACAACACUCCCAAACCUCUCAACAACAUCUAACAACUCUGCAACAGUACCAAACCUCUCAGCAACAUCCUUGGAUAUACAUACAACGCUUCUGACAUUUACAAACAUCCAUGGUCUCUCUUCAUCAGGAGAAGGUACUACUUCAUACUCUAAUGGUACAGGGAGUGCUGGUAAUGUUUAUGCAUUUCAUGUCAUGCUUUCCCUCCUAAUGUGGAUCAGUACUGGUCUGGUAGUCAUGGUGAUUGUGUUAGGACUCAUACUGGUCCUGUUCUACAUAAAGAGGAGAGGAAGCAAGAGACCAAAACCACUUCAACCUGUCUGCAAUAACGCCAAUACCACCCCUAGUGGAGAGACUGUUUGUUUGUACGAUGAGAUCAGAGAGGAAGAUGGACAAACUGAAACACUCCCUGAAAUCAUCUCUUCCUCCUCUACAACCAACCCUGCUGACACUGACUGUACCCAAGAUAUAAAUACAUGCUACUCUACUGUGGACUUCCCUAAAGAUCACAUCAACACAAUCUGCUCUCCUGCAGAUCCCCCAGAUGCUACUGUCUACUCCUCUGUGCAGCAAUGCAAUGAUUCUGGAACCUCCAACAGCCAGUAGAACUCAGGAUGUGUCCAUCUAUUCUACUGCCUAAAUAUUCUAGAACCUCCUUAUUCACUCCAACAGCCAGUAGAACUCAGGAUGGUUCCAUCUAUUCUACACCCUUAAUAUUCUAAUGUAGAACCUCCUUAAUCACCUCAACAUCAAGUGGACCUAAUGGAUCUUACAUCUAUCUACACUUCUGUCACUCUGUAUGUUGUAAGCACAAAGUGAAGAUCUUCUGGAAAGUUUUCCACCGAUGGCAUGUAUUCAUAUUUUACCAGCAGUAAUGUUUUUCCACCAAUUGUAAUGUUGCAAAUGUAAAUCAGAGUUAAGACAUAGUGAAUUUAUAAAAUGUACCACGUACCGUAUACAAAUCAA